Lycium ferocissimum is the source of this 1140-nucleotide messenger RNA. RefSeq names its product proteasome subunit beta type-1-like. Bases 116 to 787 code for a protein of 223 amino acids. The record is from RefSeq and is a predicted model, not a curated record. Gene Ontology annotation, cellular component: proteasome core complex. NCBI's taxonomy places the organism in Eukaryota, Viridiplantae, Streptophyta, Magnoliopsida, Solanales, Solanaceae. The transcript is spliced from 7 exons.
UGAAGACGAAGGAAUAAUCAAUCAGUUAAUUAUUCCCUCUUUCUUCAAUUGAAUCUUCUUCUCCAAAACAACCCUAGCUCCAUCUCACACACACACACACACACAUCGAAUCACUAUGACGAAGCAACAAGCUAACUGGUCUCCUUAUGACAACAAUGGCGGAACGUGUGUGGCAGUAGCUGGAGCAGAUUACUGUGUAAUUGCAGCAGAUACUCGCAUGUCCACUGGUUACAACAUUCUUACUCGUGAUUACUCCAAGAUCAUUAAACUAGCGGAUAAAUGUGUGAUGGCGUCUUCAGGAUUUCAGGCUGAUGUGAGAGCUUUGCAAAAGGUUUUGGCAUCAAGGCAUCUGAUCUACCAGCACCAGCACAACAAGCAGAUGAGUUGUCCAGCUAUGGGUCAGCUUCUUUCAAACACACUAUACUACAAACGAUUCUUCCCCUACUAUUCAUUCAAUGUUUUAGGUGGCCUUGACAAUGAAGGAAAGGGGUGUGUCUUCACAUAUGAUGCUGUUGGAUCAUAUGAGAGGGUUGGUUACAGCUCUCAAGGUUCUGGUUCAACUCUGAUCAUGCCUUUCCUGGAUAAUCAACUGAAGUCUCCUAGCCCUCUCUUGCUGCCUGCCAAGGAUGCUGUUACUCCACUUUCUGAAUCAGAAGCCAUUGAUUUAGUUAAGACAUGCUUUGCGUCGGCAACAGAAAGGGAUAUAUACACUGGUGACAAGCUGGAGAUAGUAGUAUUAAAUGCUGAUGGCAUUCGUAGGGAAGAAAUGGAUCUGAGGAAAGACUGAUUUCUUGUGCUCCGUUCCUUAGUUUCUUAUUCGAUUAUGAAAGAUUGGCUGUUUAAACUUAUUGUAAUGAAGUGAAUUUCGUAAUGAUGAAAAGAUUGCAGUUUAAACUAAUUUAAUUUGAAAAAGAAAGUAUAUAAGUGACUUAGAGGGGUUGUUGGGAGAUUCAUUGUCAGGUCAUGACCGUGGAGUGUCCUUGAGAAACUCUCUGUAGGGCUUUCUUCCAAGUUGAUUUUAUGUAUUUGAUAAGCUUUCAUUAGAAAGGAAACCUGUUGGGAUCAGAACGGUACUUCUGUUUCUUCUUAAAAAUUAUGAAAGGUUCUUAAUGUAAUCACCAUCAUCUGACAUUUGGCCAA